Rotaria sp. Silwood2 is the source of this 1074-nucleotide messenger RNA. The record is from the annotation of a GenBank genome assembly. Lineage: Eukaryota; Metazoa; Rotifera; Eurotatoria; Philodinida; Philodinidae.
AUGUAUUCAUCCUCAGAUAUAAUAAUUAAAGAAUAUGUUGUUGAUGCAGAUUUUAUUCGUCAAUAUUGUAUGUCUGAUGUCAUAAUUAAUAUGACAGAUUUUCAAUUUUAUAUUGUUUCCGAAUGUCAAUUAUUGUUGAAUAACAUUGAAAAAAUAAUAAAUUCAUUUAAAAUUCAUCAAUUUUUUCUUAAUCAUCAAUGGACAAAUGUAAUUUGUUUCUAUGAUCCAUUAAUGUCAUAUCAACAUCUUUCUUCUUCUACUGUUAAUACACUUCAGUUUAUGAAUGGCUUACAUUUUCUUGGAAAUAUUUUUACUUGGCCACAUAUUCAGGAUAUUUCGAUUGAUUUUUAUCCAUCUCUUUAUUUGUUUCUUGAACGACUUGAUGAAAUAUAUCCAAAUGUUUCUCAUAUUAAAGUUUAUACAGAAUGUUAUAGAGAUGCUGAUCAGUCUGACUUGGCAGUGUUAUUAAGAAUACCAUUCGAAAUAGGUCAACGUAAAGUGAUCGAUAUUCAACUUCAAAAUGUAACAAGACUUGACUUGGGAUUUUGUCAAAGUCCUAUGAUUAAAAGUCGUAAUACAUCAAUAGACAUAAAUAAAGCACGUGCAAAAAUAUUUGCUCAUCUUAUUUCAAUGCCAGUUCAACUUAAAUAUCUUCUUAUUGAAAAAAUCGAAUGGCUUUAUCAUAUUGUUCAAUACGCAUCAACUGAUUUAAAAACAAACGCAUUGAAUUCUGUUCGGUGUGCUGAAUUUGGUAUUCCUAGUUGCCAUUAUGGUUCUAAUGAUUCGAUUCAUAUUGGAAAAAAUCUGGUAUCUUUCCUCAGUACUCAUAUGCCUCAUCUACAAACAUUACAUCUUUGGCGACCAGAUGAUUUUCCUUGGACAUCUACUCAACAUGUAAAUGUUUUUGAAAAAGAUCUUCGUCAAUUAUUUGAACGAUUGAAACAAUUUGUUUUUCUUGAUAUUCAUGGAAAAAUCGAUCUUGGAAAACUCGCACCAUAUCGUUCUAUGGUUCAAAAAUGUUUUCCUCAUAGUAGACUUGACAUAGAAUUAUCAAGAUUUCGUCUUUGGAUAUAA